AAAAAUAAAAUAAAAAAUUGUUGUGCUUCCUCCUCCCCGGAGAAACAGGCAAAGAUCGCAGGUCGUCGAACGCCGCAAUAGUGGAAGUAGCCAAGAGAGUUUGUCUCUGUAUAAGAAGAAACCCUAAACCCUAAACGCCGCAACAGCACCAUGGUGUCCAAGCUUGUAGUGGGCACGUUCCGCCGAAUCCCUUACAUCCGUCGCUUCUCCACAGCCACCGCGACCAGCGUUUCAACCCCACCCCACGAAGAUGCGACAGUGGCAAGCGGUGAUUUGUUGAUGAAGGGUGUGAAGAUCGCCGGUCGCCCUCUUUACCUAGAUAUGCAAGCCACAUCGCCGAUGGACCCACGUGUCCUCGACUCGAUGCUUCCUUUUCUCAUGUCCAGGUACGGAAACCCUCACUCUCGUACUCACGUCUACGGUUGGGAAUCGGAGGCUGCAGUCGAAAAAGCCCGUGAACAAAUCGCAGCCUUAAUUAACGCUUCCCCUAAAGAGAUCAUAUUCACUUCCGGCGCAACGGAAUCCAACAAUAUAUCCGUCAAGGGAGUUAUGCAUUUCUAUAAAGACAAGAAGCGUCACGUUAUAACCACCCAAACCGAGCAUAAAUGCGUUCUCGACUCUUGCCGACAUCUUCAGCAAGAGGGUUUCGACGUGACCUAUCUCCCCGUGGAACGCGAUGGACUAAUAGACAUCAAUAAGCUCAGAGACGCGAUUCGACCCGAUACAGGCCUAGUUUCGAUCAUGACAGUCAACAAUGAAAUCGGUGUGAUCCAGCCAGUUGAGGAAAUUGGGAAGAUUUGUCGGGAGAAGAACAUUCAUUUUCACACGGAUGCAGCCCAGGCGUUGGGGAAAAUACCAGUUGAUGUUGAGAAGAUGAAUGUAAGCUUGAUGUCUUUGAGUGGGCAUAAGAUAUACGGUCCAAAGGGUGUUGGGGCAUUGUACAUGAGAAGGAGGCCGAGGAUUAGGGUUGAGCCGCAGAUGAACGGAGGUGGGCAGGAAAGGGGGAUUAGAAGUGGAACUGUUCCAACUCCACUGGUUGUCGGGUUUGGAGCUGCUUGUGAGGUUGCAAUGAAGGAAAUGGAGUACGAUGAUCAAAGGAUAAAGAAUUUGCAGGAGAGAUUGUUGCAUGGGAUUACAUCAAAGUUAAAGGGAGUGGAGAUAAACGGCAGUACUGAAAUUGGAAAGCGAUAUUGGGGGAAUCUGAAUCUUUCGUUUGCUUUUGUCGAAGGGGAGAGCUUGUUGAUGGGUUUGAAAGAGGUGGCAGUAUCGAGCGGGAGCGCUUGCACAAGUGCGAGCUUGGAGCCUUCUUACGUGUUGAGGGCAUUGGGAGUAGAAGAGGAUAUGGCGCAUACUUCAAUUAGGUUUGGGAUAGGGAGGUUUACUACAGAGCAAGAGAUCGACAAGGCUGUUGAGCUGACGGUGAAGAGGGUGGAGAAGUUGAGAGAAAUGAGCCCGCUUUAUGAAAUGUGGGAAGAAGGGAUUGAUAUUAAGAGUAUCGAUUGGUCACAACACUAGAUUGAAAUGUGGGAAGAAGGGAUUAAUAAGCAACUAAACCAUUCAUACACCCAUCAUAAUCAUUAUCAUCAUUAGCUUGUCCCUUUUGAAUUUAAUAAAAUAAAACAGAGAGAUAGAUGCAUUUCUCUUAUGUUUGUUCUACAGAACAGAACAUGAGAAGUGUCUUCUUUAGUUAAUUUUGUGUUUUGUGUUUUCAACAGACAUAUAGAACAUGACUUAUGGUUUUACAUGAGAGGUGUUUAUCUUCUGUCCACUUAUACAUGUGUCAAAUACUGUGUUGUAUGCAAUUUCAUUGGUAUUUUAUUUGUCUAAGCUAUCUAUAUAAGACUUUGAUGUUGAGAAUU
Messenger RNA from Impatiens glandulifera, 1859 nucleotides. Its product is annotated as cysteine desulfurase, mitochondrial. The transcript has a single exon. Gene Ontology annotation, biological process: [2Fe-2S] cluster assembly. Lineage: Eukaryota; Viridiplantae; Streptophyta; Magnoliopsida; Ericales; Balsaminaceae. The record is from RefSeq and is a predicted model, not a curated record. The coding region runs from base 151 to 1515 and encodes 454 amino acids. Gene Ontology annotation, molecular function: pyridoxal phosphate binding; cysteine desulfurase activity. Gene Ontology annotation, cellular component: cytosol; mitochondrion.